AUAUUACCUCGCCUCUUUUCUCCAAAGAAAGCUCGCCGAGCCCACGACUGGUUGCGAUCUGGAAACCACAAUUAUGAUGGUAUGUGAACCCUUCGGUUUUACCACAAAUAGGCUCUUCCUUUUUAAACAAGAGCUUUCAUCUCGAAGCAUUGUAUGCUCGGGAAUCUUUCUUCCUAUUCUAUCGCAAUUUUAAUUGUUAACUUUUCGACCCAAGUUAAAAUAAAAAUCAAUUCCAUAUCCUUGAAUGCUGCAACGAAAGCGUUGCGAGAUAUGUUCAUAUUUUGGGUGCAGAGGAGGGGGGGGGGGGGGGGUGUAACAAGAAGGCUUCCAACAACAUGUCUAGCGCAACAAAAUUGCAAGACAAGAGUGAGGAGAACUUUGACGUCUUGUUACCAUGGUAGCAAAAUUUCUGGAUCUCAAGAGGAGGCGUGAAACAUGUCAGCUGCAAAAUCGUGUUUUCAUGAUAUAUCUUGCGUGAGCGAGCUUUGCCGUUGAUUGUUUUAUUGCAGAAAAAUUAGCUGUUCUUAAACAGUUUUGGAUUAAAGAUGAAGAACGGCAAGCCACUGACAAGGUAAGGAGUGUU
Molecule: messenger RNA, 583 nt
Organism: Porites evermanni
Lineage: Eukaryota; Metazoa; Cnidaria; Anthozoa; Scleractinia; Poritidae
Source: the annotation of a GenBank genome assembly